Molecule: messenger RNA, 1606 nt
Organism: Tribolium castaneum (red flour beetle)
Lineage: Eukaryota; Metazoa; Arthropoda; Insecta; Coleoptera; Tenebrionidae
Exons: 5
Coding region: 169-1425 (418 amino acids)
Biological process (GO): protein import into mitochondrial matrix
Cellular component (GO): mitochondrial inner membrane
Molecular function (GO): protein-folding chaperone binding
Source: RefSeq, a predicted model, not a curated record
AACCAUGAUUAUGAAAGUUACUGUUUCUCCUUUCCAAUGUCAGUUGAUAACAUUUAUAUUUUAAUUUUGGAAAAUUGGCUAAAACCUGUUAAAAUUAAAGUGCCCGUAACAUAGACUGUUCUUUUCGGUUCACUUGCAUACCUUUUUGUCAUUUGGUUUUGUAACACAAUGUACCGUUUUAAUAGUCUAAUUAUUCAAAAAACUCUACGACAUGGGGGACAGGCGGUCCGUCAGUACUCGCGGGAGCCAAGAAGGCAGACCUUUUUGUCUCGUUUGUACGAUAACUUUCGAGAAGAAAUGGCAAAGAACAAGGAAAUGAAAGACUCGUUAAAAAAGUUUAGAGAAGAAGCUGAGAAACUCGAACAGAGUGAAGCAUUGAAAGCCGCACGUCAGAAAUUUGAAUCGGUGGAAAAAGAGGCCAGUAAAGGAAGUGAGGUUUUUAAGGAAAAAUUUAGUACAAUCAAAGAAAAAGUCCAGGAAGUGAUAGACGAGGCACAGAAGACCGAAUUCGUGAAAAAAGCCGGGAAAAUAUCAGAAGAGUUGGGGAAAACUACACAUACGAUUAGCGAAAAGGCGCAUGAAAUUGGCAAAACUGGGGCUUUUCAGAGCAUAUCUCAGGCCACCAAAGCGGUGAAGCAGGAAAUUGACACCACGAGCAUUCAAGGGCGGGUUUACGUAAGUCCCACCAAAUUGAGGAAAAGAACUGAGACAUCAGCAGUACAAAACCAGAAAUAUUACGAAGCAAAUCCCGACGCAACUGGAGUUGAGCUCCACAAGGACUCAAAAUUUUACCAGUCUUGGCAGAAUUUCAAAGACAAUAAUCCCUACGUCCACAAAGUAAUGGACUGGAAAUUAAAGUAUGACGAAAGUGAUAAUCCUGUGAUCAGGGCUUCUAGACUCCUAACUGAUAAGGUGUCGGACAUAAUGGGGGGGCUCUUCCAGAAGACGGAAUUGUCCGAAACGCUUACAGAGAUCUGUAAAAUUGACCCAACCUUUGACACGAAGAAAUUUCUAAAGCAGUGUGAGACUGACAUUAUCCCGAAUAUCCUGGAAGCAAUGACUCGGGGGGAUUUGGAGGUGUUGAAGGAUUGGUGCCACGAAGGCCCUUUUAAUUUAUUCGCAAUUCCAAUUAAAGAAGCGUACAAAAAAGGCUACAAAAUCGACUCAAAGGUCCUAGAUGUUGAUAAUGUUGACCUAGUCAUGGGAAAAGUGAUGGAGCAAGGCCCCGUGUUGAUAAUCUCAUUCACUUCUCAGCAAAUGAUGUGUGUUAGAGACCCCAAUGGAAACGUUGUUGAAGGAGACCCGGAGAAAGUAAUGCGAGUCGCUUACGUGUGGGUGCUGUGUCGCGAUAUCUCAGAGCCCGACCCCAGAGCGGCGUGGCGAUUGCUCGACUUAUCAGCAAGUAGCAACGAACAGUUGGUAUAGAUUUUAUAGUUGUUGAUGUAUUUGUUAUUUAUUGCUUCAAUGAAGGAGUACUUUUCGCUACGAAUUCCUUUAUUCAAGUAACAACAAAUUUGAAUUGUUUAAGAUUCAAAUGGUUCUGUACAGAUUUGUUUUUCUGUUGUACAGGAAAAUUGUAUAAUUUAUAUAAAUAUUUUUUUCAUAA